This is a messenger RNA of Tripterygium wilfordii, 2523 nucleotides long. RefSeq names its product probable L-type lectin-domain containing receptor kinase S.5. Gene Ontology annotation, cellular component: plasma membrane. Gene Ontology annotation, molecular function: carbohydrate binding; ATP binding; protein kinase activity. Gene Ontology annotation, biological process: protein phosphorylation. The transcript has a single exon. Bases 290 to 2284 code for a protein of 664 amino acids. The record is from RefSeq and is a predicted model, not a curated record. Lineage: Eukaryota; Viridiplantae; Streptophyta; Magnoliopsida; Celastrales; Celastraceae.
AUUGUUUAUUAUAUUUCAUUGACAUUAGGCCAUGACAUGAGCUUGAUCUUGUUUUACAGAUUCAAAGAUUAAGGGGAAAAAAGACAAGUAGACAAUUCAAAUUCCUGGUUUGAAAUAGAUAGUCAAUAUCGUUACAAUUGCAUUGGCCCCAUCCCCAGUAUUUUCCAGGAAAGUUCUGUUUCUCUUCCACAAACUUUGAAAGUUCACUCCUUCAUUGUCCUUUAUAGAGCUCAACCUUGACAGAAAUCAUCACUUGAUCCAUCAAAAGUUUUCCUUUUCUGUUUGUUUGAUGAGUAUGCAACUUUUUCUCCCAUUCAAAACUCUGGUGCUGGUGCUGGCCUUCCUUUUGGGUUGUGCUCUUUCACAAGGCCUUAGUACCAGUUACCAACGUUUCCAAGACCAUGAUGAGGCUGAUUUCUUUCUAAACAACUCAUACAUAGUUCUCAAUGCCAUCCAGGUUACACCUGAUGUUAGUGGAGCUUCGAUCGCCAAUAUGUCCGGACGAUCCUUACACAGAACUCAAUUCAAGCUAUGGAACAAGAGCAAAGGCAAAGGCAUCACCAGAGCUUCUUUUAACACCACCUUCGUUAUCAAUAUCAGUCCGCGGACCACCCCAGGAGGCGAAGGCUUGGCCUUUAUAAUGGCUGCAGAUCACAAUCUCCCUCAAAACAGUCAAGGACAAUGGCUUGGGAUAGUAAAUGCCGACUCUAAUGGAUCUUCUAAUGCCAACAUAGUUGCAAUAGAAUUUGACACAAGGAAGAGCUACACCGAAGACUUAGAUGGCAACCACGUUGGGCUUGAUGUCAAUAGCGUUUACUCAAUCAAGCAGGUGUCGUUGGGUAACUUCGGUCUUAAUCUUUCCGCUGGGAAUGAUACCUUGGUGAAUGUUGUGUAUGAUGGCAAAAACAUAACUGUUUUUGUUUCUUUGAGAGACGGGGAUGGAGUCGUGAGCAGAACGAAUCAAGCGUUUUCCGAGUCCAUUGAUCUCUCUGCCUAUCUUCCACAGAAUGUUUUUGUGGGAUUUUCUGCUUCAACAAGCAAUUUCACUGAAUUGAAUUGUGUGAAAUCAUGGGAGUUUCAAGGUUCUGAUAUAGGUGAUGAGUCUCAUAACCUUUUAUGGGUCUAUAUCACAGUUCCACUGGUAACUAUCAUCUUACUGAGUAUUGCUUUGUUCCUGUGGUGGAAGUUGAGAUAUGGGAAAAAGCAAUUGGUAGAUUCAUAUGAAAACGUAGAAGAAGAGAUUAAUGGCUCAUCGAUGGCUCCGCGGAAGUUCCAGUUGAAAGAACUUAAGAAGGCAACUGGGAAUUUCAACCCCAAGAACAAGCUUGGGAAAGGAGGAUUUGGGACAGUCUAUAAGGGAACUUUGAAUAACAAAGAGGUAGCUGUCAAAAGAAUAUCCAAGAAAUCCACUCAAGGCAAGCAAGAAUUCAUUGCAGAAGUCAAAACAAUAGGCAACCUUAAUCACAAACAUCUUGUGAAGUUGAUUGGAUGGUGCUAUGAAAGCCAUGAGUUCCUUCUUGUGUAUGAGUUCAUGCCAAAUAGUAGCCUGGAUAAGUACAUAUUCAGCAACCAAAACAUCGGCGCGCAAGGUUCCAUGUCUGCAAUGAAGUGGGAAACAAGGGUAAGUGUGAUACAUGGAGUGGCACAGGCCUUAGACUAUCUGCAUAACGGCUGCAAGGAUAGGGUACUUCAUAGGGACAUAAAGGCCAGCAACAUAAUGUUGGAUUUAGCCUUCAAUGCUAAGCUUGGAGAUUUCGGUCUGGCUCGAACCAUCCUGAAGACUGACCAGACUCACCAUUCAACAAAAGAGAUUGCAGGAACCCCAGGCUAUAUGGCUCCAGAGAGUAUUCUUACAGGCAGAGCAACUGUUGAGACAGAUGUUUAUGCAUUUGGGGUUCUAGUCAUGGAAGUUGUUUGUGGAAGAAAACCUGGAAAUCAAAUCCUGGACAACGAUUACAGCAGCGGGAUUGCGAAUUGGCUGUGGGAACUUUAUGGCCAUGGAAGGAUUCUUGAUGGGGUUGAUCCCAAACUGGAAGAAGAAUAUGAAGUAGAAGAAGUGGAACGUAUGCUUGUUCUGGGUUUGGGUUGCUGCCAUCCAAAUCCACACCAUAGGCCCUCCAUGAAAACUGUUCUGCAAGUCCUUAAAGGAGAAGCAGCUCCACCAAAUAUGCCAACAAACAGGCCUCUUUUUGUGUGGCCAGCCAUGCCUCCAUCCUUCAAUGACUCUGAGAACUCUCUGGCUGGAGGACAACUCACUCCAUUUUCGGAGAUCCAUGGGAGAUGAUAUAUAUAGCUUCAGGUACUUAAAUCAAGCAGAAUUAUGUUCUGAUAUAUAGCUAGUAAAUUCAAAAAUGUUGUAAUUUUCUGUAACUAUAGGUAGAGCAUUGUAUCUGGGUGGCAUGUUUCUGCAAAUUUUGGUUCAUGUCAACAGAUUCAAGCUGAGUAUCAUGUUAGAAAUCAAAGAUGUUAUGUUGUAAUCCUAGUUAGCUAGCAUAGUACUUUGAAACCUGUGUGGUUGCUACA